AAGUGCUAACUAAGUGCCGAGUGCGUUUGUUAUAAUACUUUUUUAAAAACAGAUUAAUUGUUAUUACUUAAUUUUGUAUGCAGAAUAUUAAAGCAUAUUUUUUAAUUAUAUUUUUUAUUGCAUACACAACUGAAAAACGUAACCCUUAUGUCUCGCAAAUAUCAGUCAAAAAAAUGCUUAAGAAUAUUCGACUUGGAUCAAAAACGAAGUUUAGGAAAUAUUACACAAAGUGAAUUCAAGCGACUUGUGAAAUUAAACCUUUUGAAUAAUAUUAGUUUUGAGCCUGAAAAAGUUUCUUUACAUGAUCCUGGAAGUCACAAUGAAAUCAUUAGCAUGGAAGUAGCUCCAUAUCCACACAAAUUGUUAUUAACAUUGACUAAAAACAGUUCUUUUGCCAUUUUCAAUAUAAAUUCACAUCCAUUAGGUUAUAAGAUUAAACUGAAUAAACAUAUUCGUGCAGAUAACAUACUCUCUUUCACACCACCAAAUUCCAUUCAUUGGUUUUGGGACUGUUCAAUGAUAUCAAUUGGCAUCAGAUAUUCUAUACAAUUUUGGGAUGUUGAAGUAGGAGAAGAAAUAGAGACUAUAAGAUUACGUUCCAGUAUAUUGAAUCAUGUUAUCGCUGCAAAGGAACAUACCGUUCACGACUAUGUUGCUGUCUCGGGAAAUGAAGGAAAUGUAUUCAUCCUUGAUAUACGUGUUGGUAAUAUUGUAUUAACUUCACACGCUGUUGAACGAAAUCCCAUAAGAGCUCUUCACUGGCAUCCAAAUAACGACUUACAAUACGCUACUGGUAAUGACAAUGGAAACAUAUUUUUAUGGGAUACCCGAUUUCAAAAAAAAGCUUUACUCAAAUUCUGCGGUAACGAGAGUUUUAAUCAAGUUUCCAGUCAUGAACAACCAGUUGCCGGCUUGCGGUUUUAUAAUAAUGGAACUAGUAUAGUGUCUAUUGAUAAUGAGGGUACCGUUAAAUCUUGGGAAGUCUCUAGUGGCCGAAUACGACUAGGAUACUACGAUCAAGUGCAAUUUUGUAAUUUUAACCAACAUACAUUUUAUAAAGAAUACCAGUUUUCUACUACUGAUAAUUUAAAAGACGAUAUAGCAUUUAUGCCAUCGGCUGAAGGGUUGUGCACAUUUGAUUUAAAUACCGGUAAGCAACUAUCAUACUCAAAAGCCCUUCGUCGCAGUAUCAUCUGUACGUCUUAUGACCCCCAAACGUUGCGUGUAUACGGAAGCAUGAAUAACAUAAUUAGAUCGUGGGCUCCACUUCAGCCAACACCCGAUGACUUAACUUAAAAAAAAUGAAUUGUGUUGUUUAUUUCUCUUGUGUAUUCUUUCCUAUGUUUUGUAUAUUUAUAAGCAAAUUAUGUAUAAACUCAUGUAACCAAUUUAUGUUAACACAAUUUACAAAUGUAUGCAAUAACAAAUUGUAGAUAUUUAAUAUUUGGGUAAAAAUUGAUUACUAAAAAUACAUGAUUUUUUACUUAACAAUUUUUUUUUUAUGCCCAGUAAGUUCCAACAGUAAUUAGUAUUUAUUCGAUAUUGAUAAAUGAUCAUUUUUUGUAUUAAUAUUAAUUUUUAGAAUAUAAAUCUGUUUGUAUAAAAAUUAGGCUUUGUUAUAAAUUGAUGAAAAUGUGUUUUUUCU
Messenger RNA from Adelges cooleyi (spruce gall adelgid), 1645 nucleotides. RefSeq names its product DNA excision repair protein ERCC-8-like. NCBI's taxonomy places the organism in Eukaryota, Metazoa, Arthropoda, Insecta, Hemiptera, Adelgidae. The record is from RefSeq and is a predicted model, not a curated record. Gene Ontology annotation, cellular component: Cul4A-RING E3 ubiquitin ligase complex; nucleotide-excision repair complex. The transcript has 5 exons. Gene Ontology annotation, molecular function: protein binding. Bases 148 to 1296 code for a protein of 382 amino acids. Gene Ontology annotation, biological process: transcription-coupled nucleotide-excision repair; protein polyubiquitination; proteasome-mediated ubiquitin-dependent protein catabolic process.